AAACAAAUUACGUGUCAUGUUUACAUUUUGAAUACUCUUAGAAUGUAUUUGAAAUUUAAUAUUAUUUAUUAUUGAUAAUCAAUAUGGUUCAAAGUGUCAGUAUGCAAUAAGUCAUUGCCAUGCAUUGUUGCUGAUUUUAUAUUAUCGUUUAUAAUGAAUGAUUAUCUCUGAUAAAAUUAAGUGUGUGUGUGAAAAUUUCUUUGAAGUAAUAAAAGAUGAAACGUGCACUUGAGGUUGAUAUUGAUAAUUAUCAUUCGGAGAAGAAUCCAAUUGUAUUUUUAGAUAUUGCUAUCGGUGAUGAGUACGUUGGACGUAUUGUUAUCGAACUUUUUAAAGAUUUAGCGCCACGUACAGUGGAAAAUUUUCGAUCUUUAUGUACUGGAGAAAAAGGAAUUGGCGUCAAUGGAAAAAAACUUUGUUAUAAAGGAUCUAUUUUUCAUAAAGUUGUAUCACAUUGUAUGAUUCAAGGAGGAGAUAUUAUAAAUUUCGAUGGCACCGGUGGUGAGAGUAUAUAUGGUCCUCAUUUUGAGGAUGAAAGUUUAAAAACACCUCAUUUAGAGGCUGGUUUAGUCAGUAUGGUGAAUGAAGGACGACCUCAUACAAAUAGUUCACAAUUUGUCAUUACAGCAAUGUCUUGUCGACAUUUGGAUGAUACAAAUGUUGUUUUUGGUAAAGUUAAAAAGGGCAUGAGUGCCGUUAGUGAAAUAAAUAAUGUACCAACAAAAAAUCAAAUACCUGAAGAGAAAGUAUCUAUCAUUAAUUGUGGAGAAUUAAAGAAAGGUGACAAUUGGGGAUUAGAGGAAAAUGAUGGUUUUCCACUUUGGCCCAAUGAUUGGGAUUAUGAAGAAAAAUUGACUUACAAAUAUCUUCAGGAGGUAAUAACUAAAAUUAAAGAUUCGGGAAAUUUUUAUUUCUCAAAUUUAAAAUAUUUAGAGGCAAAUGUAAAAUAUAAAAAAGCAUUGAGAUAUUAUGAUUGGAUGAUGAAUUUUAAAGAUUUACCAGAUGAAUUGGAUGAAUCGUUUAAAAAUCAAAAAGUUAUUUUACUAUUAAAUCUUUGUGCUGUCAAAUUAAAACAACGUAAAUUCAAGGAAACACUUUUACUCUGCAAUAAGGUUUUGGCAAUAGAUGAAACAAAUAGUAAAGCAUUGUUCAGAAGAAGUCAAGCUUAUUUAGGUUUAAAUGAAUAUCAAAUGUGUCUUUUGGAUCUUAAACAAGCAAAUCAAGAAUGUCCCAAUAAUAAAAAUAUUUUACAAGAAAUUGAAAAAGUCAAACAGGUAAUGAAUUCGUACUUAAUUUUUGAAAAGGAAACAUUCAAAAAAAUGUUUAAAUAAAACGAGGCAAUAUUUUUUUUGUUGUACAUAUUAAUUACAAAAUGAAACAAUUAUUUAAAAUCAAAAUAAAACUUUAAAUUUCAUAAGGAAAAUUAAAGAAAAACAAAUAUUCAUAAAGUUGAAAUCAAUUUAUUUACAAUGUAGUCAAAAUCUACAUUAACUACAAUCUUUGAGUUUUUUUUUUUUUUGAAAAAUGUAAUAUUACAUUUUAGAAACUAAAAAUAUUCGAUAUUGUAAACAAUUUUUUGAGGAGAGGAAUUUUUGUUAUUAUUCAGUCGUUCUCUUUUAUUUAAGAGACAAAUUUUUAUAUUUCAAGAGACAAAAAGUCAGCUUAAAUAAUUGUCUAUUUUAAAUUGAUUUAAAUUAUUAAGCUGAUGUUUAUUGUAAAAAAAAUGUCCAUGUCUUUUGUGAUAUUGUUUUCAGAUGAAAGCAAAAGAAAUUUUUUUUACACUGCAUGUAAAACUCAAGUACUAUAUAAUGUACCCGUUUUUUUGUAUGUGUGUGCAAAUAAGCACUUCUGUGAGAUGUUCUAUAUAAGUAAUCUAGAUUUUUGCAAAUAUACAUAUAUAUUUUUUUGUAAAUCGUUUACAUCGAAGACAAAAAUCUCUCUAAAAAAAAAAGUAAUACAGAUAAUAUAAGGCCUAUUAUAUUUUAAUAGGGAGGAAAAGAAAACUAAAAUAAAAGUGAACUUAAUUUGAUAAAAUUUAGAUUUUAGAAUAAUUCACUAUUAUUGUGAAAUUCGAAUAUAAUUAUUGUAAUACACAUUAAAAUAUUUUCUUCUUGAAAAUAUAAUGUAUAUCGCUUUUAAAGUUACAAAAGAUUAUUUUUUAUUAUAUAUAUAUAUGUAUACGUUAUACUAUUAUAUAUAGGAAAUAAAUUAUAUUUCAAUUAACUUGAGCUUAUCAAAAAGAUUUUCUUUUUAAACAAUUUUUAAUUUCUACAAAAAAACCAAAAAAAAAAAUUGUAUCUUACAUGUAGGUGAAAAGAAAGUAUAAAAAUAAAUAUUUUAAAUGAGAAAAAAAAAUCCAAAGUACAAAAGUUUUGAAAAUAAAUAAGUGUUCAAUAUAAAGAAAUUAAUAUUUAAAAAGAAUACUGUUUUCAGUAAUUUUCUGACAGAAUGACAUAUUAUAAUAAAGCGAGAAGCACAAUGACAGAUUAUUCUGCAGAAGCUAGUUUACGAUGAUUACAAAAAAAAAAGAAAAAAUUCUGCAGAAAUUCUUUUUUUUUGUGCAACAUGGAAUAUGGAAUGUACUUCUGCAAAUAAAUAACAUCAUUUAUAUUA
Molecule: messenger RNA, 2613 nt
Organism: Leptopilina boulardi
Lineage: Eukaryota; Metazoa; Arthropoda; Insecta; Hymenoptera; Figitidae
Gene: Cyp40
Product: peptidyl-prolyl cis-trans isomerase D
Exons: 6
Coding region: 216-1331 (371 amino acids)
Biological process (GO): protein peptidyl-prolyl isomerization
Cellular component (GO): intracellular membrane-bounded organelle
Molecular function (GO): protein binding; peptidyl-prolyl cis-trans isomerase activity
Source: RefSeq, a predicted model, not a curated record